AAAAGAAAAAUGUGCUUUCUUCUUUAUUUGUUUUUAGACUGGUGAAUAUAAUAUUCAUACACAAACUUAUUUUCCUUAUAUGAAAUGCUUAUUUACUUGAAAAUCAAAGCAAUAGUAUACACAACUUUUUCCCAUUUUACCAAAAUUCGAAAUUUGAUUUCUGCAUUUUAUUUGCUUUGACCCGGAACAUACCCGGUCAGAUGACCUUUUUACCGCCGUUUUUAUGAAGUUCCUUAAUUGAAGGUGCUUUACCACACGUGGAAGUUAGUUCGGCUGAAAGAUGGAACAGUAUAUUCUUUUUAAAGGGAGCAAAAGGGUAACACUGAAGGAUGAUGAUAUGAGCGCGGAGAAGAUAGGUAGGAUUUUUCAGGUUUCAUCGCAGACUGUGUACUUGACUGAUGAUUCGAAUAUCGCAAUUUUCCCAAAUCAGUCGGGUUACUUAAGUACCUUAGACCUCACUGCACGGGGACAUUAUGAGGUCCAUGGGGAUGAAGUAGAGAAAGGACUUCUCUCCCCAGGAACACACCCAGCAGUUGCUCCGCGUUUUUCUUUUACCCGCACUGUUCCACCCUCUGCUGCUGCUGGUUCACCUGCCGCUGCAGCUGCACCUCCAAGAGCCUCCAUGACUCGCUCAUUUCAGAGAUCCAUUUACAUUGCUGAUUCAGUUCAUGGUAAACUGAGGCCGAGCAGGAUGGUGGUUGUCCGUUUCCUAGAAUGUGAGGCUACAGUACAUGGCAUUAUUGGGAAAGUUCAAGAUGCUCUUGGCAGUUAUGAUCCAGUAAUUCUCACUGAUGCCCAGGGUAACGAGAUACUUGAUUCUGAAGGAACUAAAGGGUCCCUCUACUGGAAGCAGAAUGCCCGGAAGGUUUUUGCCAUCUCCGAACAAGAUUUCACAGAGUUUCAGGGCACCAAGAGAAAGAGAAGCUCAAGUCGAAAAGAUGAUGAGACUUCAGGUCUACAAGAUGUGUACGAAAAGAUAGAGGAGGUGGUUCUGGCCUCACAGGGCCUUCAGCAAGUUAUCUCAUCUAUCAAAGAGCUUUCUGAGCUGUCCAGUCAAACAUCUGCCAAAACCUUGACUGAUGUCCAAAUGCAGAAAAUAAAAGCAGCUUUCACUUGCAUAGUCUGCAAGGGACCCAUAGAUCAACCGGUAUUUGCCACCUGCUGUAGAAGCCUGAUCGGAUGCAAGCUUUGUGUUGAUCAGUGGAUGGCUACUGCAUCACAGUGCUUGAAAUGCAGGGGGGAAGAUCUCAGUAACAAUGUCUUUCUUGCAGUGGGUCUUUCUGAAGUUUUGUUAGCUCUUAGUGACAUUAUUAAGGUAGAGUAGCGCUGCAUUACACAGACAAUUGUUACCUGUUAAGUGAUUGACGUUUAGUUCAGUGGUUUAAUGGACAGCUUAUUUUGUUGAAACAAGAACAAGAAAAACAUUUUUUGUUAAUUGCAUUUGUCAGCAUCAUGUUGAUGCUAAACAGUUAGUCUAAUAUUUUGUUUCUAGAAAGAGCACUUGAUAGGAAAACAUAUAACAACCAAUAAGCAUGUUCUUUAUGAGUAUCUUUGAGUUAGAGUGACUAGAGUGAUCAAAGCCUCUUUAAAAGGCAAAAAGUUUUUGUUGACUGCAUUAUUGAGCAAAACAGCAAUGUCUGGCCACUUCUCUGAAAACAGUUGUUCCACUGUAGCCUUCUCAUGUUCGCUUGUGAAAGGGUCCAUUCCAAAGGAAGAAACCCUUGUCAAAGAGGACCCCAGUGUGUCCAUGUACAGAUCAGCUGCUUCAGUUCCAUUGGGCAGUAGUGCUGCUGAAAUGUUUUUUGCAGAACCACCCUGUGCAAGCUGGUUGGGGAUUCCUUUUCCUGUAACAGUUGGGAAAUGUUAACUCCUAUUAAAUGUUGUGAAUGUCAA
This is a messenger RNA of Triplophysa rosa, 1893 nucleotides long. RefSeq lists its product as uncharacterized. The record is from RefSeq and is a predicted model, not a curated record. Bases 281 to 1324 code for a protein of 347 amino acids. The transcript is spliced from 6 exons. NCBI's taxonomy places the organism in Eukaryota, Metazoa, Chordata, Actinopteri, Cypriniformes, Nemacheilidae.